AUGCCCGGCAAGCAACUGCACUCCAUCCCCGCCCUCGAGAAAGAGAUCGCCGAUCUCGAGUAUCGCCUCCACAAUGCCCGAUAUCGCCUCGCGGAGGCCACAGGGACGCCGACAGAAUCCGUCUCUCCCAGCGUCGACGACGACUCCUCAUACCUCUCUCUCCCUGAAGAUACCACACCAGUAAAUCCUACCCAUCAUGCCCUCCUUCUCCUCUCCGAUUCCGCCCUCCCACUGGGCUCCUUCGCCUACUCCAGCGGGCUGGAGUCUUACAUCGCACACAACAAACCCCUUCCUCCCACCGUCACUCCCACUGCCUCCUUCCACCGCUUCCUCAAGCUCUCCAUUGCCUCGAUGGCGAGUACCUCUCUCCCAUACGUUCUCGCCGCCUACCGGCGACCGCAUGAGCUGGAAACCCUCGACAAUGACCUCGACGCGUCGACGCCAUGCGUGGUCGCCCAGCGGGCGAGCGUCGCGCAGGGCCGCGCGCUGAUCGGCGUCUGGGAGCGCGCCUUCCGCGGCACCUAUGCCAGCGACCCGUUCCUGGCCGGCCCCACGGCCACCAAGGCCGUCAAGACCAUUGAGGCGUUCUCCGACGCCUUGAAGAUGUCCUCCGACGAUACCGACUCUCUCGGUCCGAAGGGCCAUUUCGCCCCCCUGUGGGGCGUCGUCUGUCUGGCCCAUGGGCAUGGACGCCCGCCAGACGGCCCUACGUCUUUAUGCUGA
Molecule: messenger RNA, 723 nt
Organism: Aspergillus terreus NIH2624
Lineage: Eukaryota; Fungi; Ascomycota; Eurotiomycetes; Eurotiales; Aspergillaceae
Exons: 2
Coding region: 1-723 (240 amino acids)
Molecular function (GO): nickel cation binding
Source: RefSeq, a predicted model, not a curated record